AUGGAAAACAACCUACCUGUCAUAUCAAAGAGAGUGUGGAGUCUUGUACGUCUUGCCUUCAUCAUGACGAGAAAAGGAAUAUCAAAGGGUAAACUAAUGAUGAACUUAAACAUGAUACUCAAACGCCACACCAAGCUUGCCGGAAAAACCGUUGCCAAUUUAAUAUCCCACCAUCCCAACCAUGGUGGCUCCAUCUCAAACCGCCACUCCCACCAAUUCACAUACUCAAGGGAGUACGAAUUCAGCUGUAGCAACACUCCCAACCACUUGUUCUCAAUAGGGAAGCGUCAUCACAGCCAUAAGCACAAUGCUCAAGCACCACCUACACAUGACGAUGAUGUGACGACUAUGAAUGCAAUGAAGACAAUGUUGGAGAUCCUUAACAAUGAUCAAGCGAUUGUAGAAACGUCUCCAGGUUCCCCUUUAAGAGAUGAUGAUGAGAAAGACAAUCAAGUUGAUAAGGCAGCGGAAGAUUUCAUAAAAAGGUUUUACAGUCAAUUGAGGAAUCAAGAUUGA
This is a messenger RNA of Lathyrus oleraceus (garden pea), 516 nucleotides long. RefSeq lists its product as uncharacterized. The transcript has a single exon. NCBI's taxonomy places the organism in Eukaryota, Viridiplantae, Streptophyta, Magnoliopsida, Fabales, Fabaceae. Bases 1 to 516 code for a protein of 171 amino acids. The record is from RefSeq and is a predicted model, not a curated record.